GCGGGCCCGGGAGGCUGUGCGUGUCUUGUGAGAGCUCUUGAACCAAGUCAGAGCUAGAGUCGGCUGGGCGGCUGGAAACGGCGGCCGCCGCCGGUGACUCAGGGAGGCGGGAGGCGGGGGAGGAGCCCUUCCUGCAGCGUGGAAAUCAUGGUGCUCACGCUUGGAGAAAGUUGGCCAGUAUUGGUGGGGAAGCGAUUCCUCAGUCUGUCCGCUGCCGACGGCAGCGAAGGCGGCCACGACAGCUGGGACGUGGAGCGCGUCGCCGAGUGGCCCUGGCUCUCCGGGACCAUUCGAGCUGUCUCCCACACCGACGUUACCAAGAAGGAUCUGAAGGUGUGUGUGGAGUUUGAUGGGGAAUCUUGGAGGAAGAGAAGAUGGAUCGAUGUCUAUAGCCUUCUAAGAAGAGCCUUUUUAGUAGAACAUAACUUGGUCUUAGCGGAACGGAAGUCUCCCGAAAUUUCUGAGCGAAUUGUUCAGUGGCCUGCGAUUAUGUAUAAACCUCUGUUGGACAAAGCUGGUUUAGGAUCUAUAACAUCUAUUCGCUUUUUGGGAGAUCAACAAAGAGUAUUUCUUUCUAAAGACCUUUUGAAGCCUAUACAGGAUGUAAACAAUCUUCGACUUUCCCUUAUGGAUAAUCAGAAUGUCAGUAAAGAAUUUCAAGCUUUGAUUGUAAAACAUUUGGAUGAAAGCCAUCUUUUACAAGGCGACAAAAACUUAGUUGGUUCAGAAGUGAAAAUUUAUAGCUUGGACCCAUCUACCCAGUGGUUUUCUGCAACCAUUGUAAAUGGAAACCCAGCAUCAAAAACUCUUCAAGUCAACUGUGAGGAGAUUCCAGCGCUGAAAAUUGUCGAUCCAUCACUGAUUCAUGUUGAAGUUGUACAUGAUAACUUUGUGACAUGUGGUAAUUCUACAAGAAUUGGAGCUGUAAAACGCAAGUCUUCUGAGAAUAAUGGAAGCCUGGUUUCCAAACAAGCAAAGUCUUGCUCUGAGGCCUCUCCCAGUGUGUGUCCAGUACAGUCUGUUCCCACAACAGUUUUUAAGGAGAUACUGCUUGGCUGUACUGCAGCAACUCCGCCGAGUAAGGACCCGAGACAGCAGAACACCCCUCAGGCCGCCAACUCUCCACCUAACCUUGGAGCAAAAAUUCCUCAAGGGUGUCAUAAACAGAUUUUACCAGAACUUUCUUCCUGUCUAAAUACAAAACCUGAAAUACUGAGAACAAAACCAGAAGUUGUCUGUAAAGUAGGGUUGCUAUCUUCAAAGUCCUCUCAGAUUGGAACUGGAGACCUAAAAACCCUGAGUGAACCAAAAGGAAGCUGUACCCAGCUGAAGACCAGCACUGGUCAGGAAAACAGCUUGGAGCCUCUUCCUCCAUCAUCAUCUGGCCUUCCUAAGGAGUGCUCACCUACAAAGCCGCCUUCUGCAGCAGAAGCGGAAAUUGCUGGUACUCCUGAACUGCAGAAGCACCUAGAACAUGCACCUUCCACAUCUGAUGUCCUUUCUAAUAAGCCAGAAGAGAAAGCAGGUGUCAGUAGUAAUAGCUCCGAUAGUUGUGUGGAAAAAAAGGUAGAGCCUCCAACUUUAGGUUGCCAGACACAGAACUUAAAGGAGUCUUCGGUAAAAGGAGAUGGUGAGAGCUGUUGUACAAGAAGCAACAAUAAAAUCCAGAAUGCCCCGUCCCGGAAGUCAGUUUUAUCAGACCCAGCCAAACUCAAGAAGCUGCAGCAGAGCGGUGAGGCCUUUGUGCAGGAUGACUCCUGUGUGAACAUUGUUGCGCAGCUGCCCAAGUGCCGGGAAUGUCGCCUGGAUAGCCUCCGAAAGGACAAGGAACAACAGAAAGACUCGCCAGUAUUUUGCCGCUUCUUUCACUUCAGAAGGUUACAGUUCAAUAAACAUGGUGUAUUGCGGGUAGAAGGCUUCUUAACACCAAACAAGUAUGAUAGUGAAGCAAUCGGCCUGUGGUUGCCUUUAACCAAAAAUGUUGUGGGGACUGAUUUGGACACGGCAAAGUAUAUCCUGGCCAACAUUGGAGACCACUUCUGUCAAAUGGUGAUUUCUGAAAAGGAAGCUAUGUCAACUAUUGAGCCACACAGACAGGUUGCUUGGAAGCGAGCUGUCAAAGGUGUUAGAGAAAUGUGUGACGUGUGUGACACCACCAUCUUCAACUUGCACUGGGUGUGUCCUCGGUGUGGGUUUGGAGUGUGUGUGGAUUGCUAUCGGAUGAAGAGGAAAAAUUGCCAACAGGGUGCUGCCUACAAGACUUUCUCUUGGUUGAGAUGUGUGAAGAGUCAGAUACAUGAACCAGAGAACCUCAUGCCUACACAGAUCAUUCCUGGAAAAGCCCUCUAUGAUGUUGGAGACAUUGUUCAUUCUGUAAGAGCAAAAUGGGGAAUAAAGGCAAAUUGUCCCUGUUCAAACAGGCAAUUCAAACUCUUUUCAAAGCCAGCCUCAAAGGAAGACAUAAAACAGACUUCCUUAGCUGGAGAAAAAUCGACUCUUGGUGCCGUGCCCCCACAGAAUCCCUCAGCGUUGGAACCAGCGGCUGUGGGUGGGGAAGCUGCCUCCAAGCCCGCCAACAGCGUGAAGCCUGCCUGUCCAGCCAGCACCUCUCCUUUGAACUGGCUGGCAGACCUGACCAGCGGGAAUGUCAACAAAGAAAACAAGGAAAAACAGCCAACGAUGCCAAUUUUAAAGAAUGAAAUCAAAUGCCUUCCACCCCUCCCCCCCUUGAGCAAAUCUAGCACAGUCCUCCACACCUUUAACAGCACAAUUUUGACACCUGUAAGCAACAACAAUUCUGGUUUCCUGCGAAAUCUCUUGAAUUCCUCUACAGGAAAGACAGAAAAUGGACUCAAGAAUACACCAAAAAUCCUUGAUGACAUCUUUGCCUCUUUGGUGCAAAAUAAGACUUGCUCUGAUUUGUCAAAGAGGCCUCAAGGACUGACUAUUAAGCCCAGCAUCCUGGGCUUUGACACCCCUCACUACUGGCUGUGUGAUAAUCGCCUGCUGUGCCUGCAAGAUCCCAACAACAAGAGCAACUGGAAUGUGUUUAGGGAGUGCUGGAAACAGGGGCAGCCAGUGAUGGUGUCAGGAGUGCACCAUAAACUGAACACUGAACUUUGGAAACCCGAGUCCUUCAGGAAAGAGUUUGGGAAUCAGGAAGUUGACCUAGUUAAUUGCAGAACCAAUGAAAUCAUCACAGGAGCCACAGUAGGAGACUUCUGGGAUGGAUUUGAAGAUGUUCCAAACCGCCUGAAAAAUGAAAAAGAGCCAAUGGUGUUGAAACUUAAGGACUGGCCACCAGGAGAAGAUUUUAGAGAUAUGAUGCCCUCCAGGUUUGAUGAUCUGAUGGCCAACAUUCCACUGCCUGAAUACACAAGGAGAGACGGCAAACUGAACUUGGCUUCACGACUGCCAAACUACUUUGUUAGGCCGGAUCUGGGUCCCAAGAUGUAUAAUGCUUAUGGAUUAAUUACACCAGAAGAUCGGAAAUACGGAACAACAAAUCUUCAUUUAGAUGUAUCUGAUGCAGCGAAUGUCAUGGUCUAUGUGGGGAUUCCUAAAGGACAGUGUGACCAAGAGGAAGAAGUCCUUAAAACCAUCCAAGAUGGAGAUUCUGAUGAACUCACAAUAAAGAGAUUUAUUGAAGGAAAAGAGAAACCAGGAGCCCUCUGGCACAUAUAUGCUGCUAAAGACACAGAGAAGAUAAGAGAAUUUCUUAAAAAGGUAUCAGAGGAGCAAGGUCAGGAAAACCCUGCAGAUCACGAUCCCAUUCAUGAUCAGAGCUGGUAUUUAGACCGAUCAUUAAGAAAGCGUCUUCAUCAAGAGUAUGGAGUUCAAGGCUGGGCUAUUGUGCAGUUUCUUGGAGAUGUGGUAUUUAUCCCAGCAGGAGCUCCACAUCAGGUUCAUAACUUAUAUAGUUGUAUCAAAGUGGCUGAAGAUUUCGUUUCUCCAGAGCAUGUUAAACACUGCUUCUGGCUCACUCAGGAAUUCCGCUAUCUGUCACAGACUCAUACGAAUCAUGAAGAUAAAUUACAGGUGAAGAAUGUUAUCUACCACGCAGUGAAAGAUGCGGUUGCUAUGCUGAAAGCCAGUGAAUCCAGUUUUGGCAAACCCUAGGGGUCCCAGAGGCGCAUAACCCCCCUGCACAUUGGAAGUGAAUUACUGGCAGCUGUUCAAACUCUUCAGGCAGGAUUCCUGUGGACUUUGAGAUUCAUGUUACCUCAUCUUCUUUUUUAAACUGUACCCACCUGGUAAGGGUACUCUGUCUAAUGUAUAUUUCUAGUGUUUACAGACACUAAAUGUGUAUAUGUAGUAACUAUUUACAGAACAUGCAUCCUUAAACUGUGACUGCUCACCCAGUGCAGAGCUUCUACCAAGCCGUAAAAACGAAACCUCUUAUCAGCUCUGGAAACCACCUGCAGUUGUUCCCCGGCUGUUUGAUCUGACAGCUUCGUCAGAUGGGUUAUAACGAUUAGGAAUCACUGCGCAGUUUAUUUGGGUUGCGUUUUGUUGUGUGUCUGUCUGCGUACCCUCUCCCCCACCCCUUAGGGUUCAGAAGAGCAGUGGAGGAAACGACCGCCAGCAAAGCAGUGCUUACUGUAUAGCAUUAGGACUGGCAUUAUAUAGCAGAAAUCAACUACUGUGCAAUUCUUGGGGUUAACCAUCUUUAGUCAAAUGGAGUUUUAAUUUAAAUGAAGCUUUGCUAAUUUUAAGUGUUAAGCAUUUUGCAUUAAAGUAUUCAUAUAAUGUUUUGACUCAGUUUAUUGGCAUUAUCUCUGGUUGUAGAUUCAAUACACCUUUCAUCGAAUGUUACAGGUAUAAGAGUUUGCUCCAGGAACUCGUCUUAAAAGCACAGAAAUUCAAUGCUGUAGUGAUUUCUGAGUGAUUAUUACAAUGCUAAUAUGGAAACAAGUUUCUCCCCAGCCAAGUGGAAACUGCUCUCACACUUUUGUAAAGAAACACCACAGUUUAACUACCCUUAGACGUGAGAAUGAACCAAAAAACCCAAAUAGUGACUGGUUAAAUGGUUCUAAAAAGGUAAGAGAUUGAAAUACUUUGUCUCUCUUCUAGCCAUUCAUAAUUUAAGAAUUUACAAAAUGAAAUUAUUAGAAGUUUUCAAACAGUGGUAUUGAAAAUAAUCAUUUCUGUGAAGGAAGAAAAUUCAUAAAGAAGCCACCUUUCUAUUUCUAUAGCGCAGUGAUUCUCCUAGACAGCUCUAGCUGUAUUAAAAGGAAUUAAAUUGAAAUCAAGUAGUGUAGACAAGGUCUAGAACCUAGGUUUUACCUGUGAGUUCAGAGUAGGAGGUCAAAGAUCCCUGCCUGAUGCCAACCCACUUCAAGCCAAAGUUAAUGGAUGAACUUUCAAAAACAUAAACUUUUCUGAAAAGAAUAACUAUCUACCCAUCUUAGAGGGAAGUAUCUUCCCUGGGAAUUUCUUAUCAGAAGCUCCUUUAUACAGUUGUGGAUCUAGAACUGGCACUGUUAAUUGGAAAUCUCCAAUAGCUAAAAGAAGAGGAAAACUUCAGUUCUUUUUAGAGGAAAUGACCCUCAAACCAGCCCUCAACGGAGUCCCACAGAUAGUUCCAGACUUUUAUUCACACUCAAAUGCACUGUACCAACAAAUAUAAAACUGAAAGCCACCAUGUGCAAGAGUCAAUGCAAACCUGAAAAUUGCCAUAUUAAACCUACAAACUUUGUAGGUUCUGGAAUGAUCCAGUACUUACUUUAUAUUCUGAAAUGUCUUUAAUAUGCCUAUAGAAAUGAGAGCAUAGCAAUAUAAUGAAAGAAUGAGAUUUUCAGAAUUCACCAGAUUUGGAAAGAAGCUAAAUAGAACUAACAGAAAUGAGACAUGAUGGUUAAAAUCAGAAAUUCGGCAGAUGAAGUAAGCAGCAGAAAAAAGUUCUUUUUACAAAUUGGAAGAUUGGUAAAAAUACACAAUACACUGUUGAGUAACAGGAGGCUGUAAAGAAGUGUGAAUUUAUAAAGAGAAAAGUACAGGUUUGAUAGUCAGUGACAGGGAACUGAGAGAGUAGCGAGGGAGGGUGACAUGCUGAGACUGGAGUUUUCUUGGUACCAGCAACAUGUCAUCAGAUUGAAGAAGGCCAAUGAAAUCAAGCAAGGUAAAUAAAACACCCACACCUGUGUGGGACGUAGCACUAAGUGAAAAGAGGACCUCAAACAAAAUAGGCUCUUAAAAGAUCCGGAAUGGGGAUCCUGAUCUUCAAAACAUGACAGACUACCAGCUGGCUUCCUAACAGCAGCAGUGCGAGUCAAGAAAGUAGGUGCCACUCUGACUGUGCCAGAGAACACGGUUGAAAAUAAGUCUAGACACGGCAGAGUUAUCUCCCCUGUUCUUUACUGACAUUUUCAGAUUAAAAACCAGAGUUUCUUUUCAGGCCCUUGCUGAAGGACCUUUUAAGAAUAUCCUUAGGGGAGUUCCCAUCGUGGCUCCGCGGAAAUGCAUCUGACUAGCAUCCAUGAGGACGCAAGUUCGAUCUUUGGCCUUGCUCAGUGGGUUAAGGAUCCGGCAUUGCCAAGAGCUAUGAUGUAGGUCUCAGACAUGGCUGUGGUGUAGGCCAGCGGCUACAGCUCUGAUUUGACCCCUAGCCUGGAAAUCGCCAUAUACUGCUAGUGUGGCCCUAAAAAAAAAGAAAAGAAUGAAUAUCCUUAGAAAUGAAAAUUAACCCACAACAUGCAAGAAAAAAUGAUGUAUGAGGGAAUUGUAAAUUUCUAUAUAAACUUAAGCAAUAGUGGAAUGAUAUUUUUCCAAGUCUGGAUAAAGUUCCUCAAAAAGUUAAACAUAGAAUAUAUGAUCCAGCAAUUCCACUCCUAGGUUUAUCUUCAAAAGAAUUGAAAACAAGGAUUCAAGCAGAUACUUGUACACUUGUGUUCAAUAGCAGCAUUAUUGACAAGAGUCAAAAGGUGGAAAUAACCCAACAGGUGAAUGGAUAAAAAUGUGGCAUAUGCAUAUCAUGGA
Sus scrofa (pig) is the source of this 6978-nucleotide messenger RNA. It is a transcript of the gene KDM3A, whose product is annotated as lysine demethylase 3A. The record is from RefSeq and is a predicted model, not a curated record. Gene Ontology annotation, biological process: regulation of transcription by RNA polymerase II. NCBI's taxonomy places the organism in Eukaryota, Metazoa, Chordata, Mammalia, Artiodactyla, Suidae. Gene Ontology annotation, cellular component: chromatin; histone deacetylase complex. Gene Ontology annotation, molecular function: transcription coregulator activity; histone H3K9 demethylase activity; chromatin DNA binding.